AUGAAAAAGGCUUUCACAUUCUUAAGUUUGAUCAUUCCAGGUCCAAAGAGUCCGAAAGGGAAUCUAGAUAUCUUCUUACAACCUCUUAUCGAUGAGUUGAAGCUUCUAUGGGAGGAAGGGGUUUCAACUUACGAUGUCUCAAAAAAGAAAAACUUUCAAAUGAGGGCUAUGUUACAUUGGACUAUUAGUGACUUUCCGGCAUAUGGAAUGUUGUCUGGUUGGAGUACUGUUGGAAAGUUGGCGUGUCCAUAUUGCAUGGAGCACACUAAGGCUUUUACCCUCACAAAUGGAAAGAAGCAAACCUGGUUUGAUUGCCAUCGCCCAUUCCUACCAGAAGAUCAUCCUUUUCGGCGAAAUAAAAGUGCUUUCCGUAAAAAUAAAGCAGAGUAUUCUCCCGUCCCACCAAGAUUAAGUGGUGAAGAAGUAUGGGAACGUGUUUCAAAGCUUCCAAGAAUAGGAGAAUGUGAACAUUCUCAAUUCUUAAGCCUUCUUAAAGGCUUGGGAGUUCCUCAUAAUUGGAAUAAACAAAGUAUUUUUUGGCAACUCCCAUAUUGGAGUAAACUUUUAAUUCGCCACAAUCUUGAUGUCAUGCACAUUGAAAAAAAUGUGUUUGAUAAUGUGUUUCAUAUUGUGAUGAAUGACAAGAAAAAGACAAAGGAUAACUUGAAAGCUAGGAAUGAUUUGAAGAAAUUUUGCAAACGGAGAAAGUUAGAAGUUGAUGAUGAUGCUAUUGAUGAGACUAAUAUGCCAACCGCUCCGUACGUCCUGUCUAAGGAGAAGAGAAAGGCUUUUUGUGAAUGGUUGGAAGGGUUGAAAUUGCCGGAUGGAUAUACAUCUAAUCUGAGUAGAUGCAUAGACACCAAAAAGUACAAACUUUUUGGCAUGAAAAGCCAUGACUGUCAUGUCCUUAUGCAACGUUUACUUCCAAUUGCUUUCAAGGACUUGCUCCCUGUUAAUGUGUGGAAUGCUCUCACUAAGUUGAGCCAAUUUUUUAGGGAUAUUUGUUCAUCUUUUGUAAAAAUAGAAGAUAUGAUUCAGUUAGAAAAAAAUAUACUUGAAAUUCUUUGUAAGUUGGAGAAAAUAUUUCCUCCAAGUUUCUUCAACUCUAUAAAGCAUCUUCCUAUCCAUUUGCCAUACGAAGCAAAAGUUGGAGGACCUGUUCAAUAUAAGUGGAUGUAUCCUUUUGAGAGGUUUUUAUACCAUCUUAAAAAAAAGGUGGGAAACAAAGCUCGAGUUGAGGCUUCUACAUAUCAUGUUAACACAAAAGUGGGCAGUCUAGGAUUGAAUCUUAAUGUUGAUGAAGAAUCUAUUGGUAAAGAUCUACCUGAAGUUUUCAACUGUAACACUGGUUAUAGUCCAUCAGAAGGUCAAUUUGGUUAUCUUACAGAAAAGGACUACAAUGUUGCCCAUCGCUAUGUCCUUGGUAAUUGUGAGCUGCUGUCUAAUUUUGAAAGGUAUGGCUUUAAUUUUAGUUAG
Chenopodium quinoa (quinoa) is the source of this 1476-nucleotide messenger RNA. RefSeq lists its product as uncharacterized. NCBI's taxonomy places the organism in Eukaryota, Viridiplantae, Streptophyta, Magnoliopsida, Caryophyllales, Amaranthaceae. The transcript has 3 exons. The record is from RefSeq and is a predicted model, not a curated record. The coding region runs from base 1 to 1476 and encodes 491 amino acids.